AUGCACGCCUUCCUCGCUCUCCUCAGCGCAUCUGGCGCUCUCGCCGCUCCUGCCCUUUCAAAGCGCGCAGACAUCAAAUGCCCCAUCGUCUUCGACGGACGUGUGCCUACCGCCUGGGCAGCCGACCCGACGCAAUUUGAUACAUACGCUACCAACACCAUCUACAACCCCGACUACGUCAAGGGCAACGAUCUCAAAUGGAGCGGGAUCCUCAAGUUUCCCAACGUCACAAAGUCGCGCUUUGAUACCACUGAGCACACUCCUCUCGAGGUGACCAUUAGCGACCAGAGCAUUUUCCAGCAACAGAAGGGAUUCAGGCGCGCGGGUCUGCAGUUCUUGAAGGACGCUGCGGAUGGACCGGGACAGACUGGUGUGAAAACGCUGCAUUUCAGCGUGAUGCAGGAUGCGUCUAGACCGCUGAACUUGACACACGAGUACCUCAACGUCUGGCACGAAAAAGCAGACUACUCCGCCGACCAAAUCCAAUUCCAAACCGGCACUCUCAUCGGCAAGAGCGGCGCCGACAAGAACAAGUUCCAGAUUCUGGACCAGAGCAACAAGCAGCUGUAUGCUACUGCGACGGACAAGUCUCAGUGGCAGAAUUUCGCCAUCAAGCUCGACUACACUAAAAACCAAGUUACCAUCUACUACUCUGCUGGCGAUGCUGCGCUCAAGUCGGUCGCGGGUCCCACUGCCGCUUCGCUUUCUGGCGGUGGCCAGUUCCAGAUUGGUAUCUUGAAGAAGCCAACUGGAACUUCGGACGUGGUUAAUGGAGGCUAUCAGGAGAGCAACUUGAAUGAGGGACAGAUUUAUGGAGGGAUCUUCCUUGAGGAUAGUGCGAACGACUGUGUAUCGUUGUGA
Messenger RNA from Didymosphaeria variabile, 861 nucleotides. RefSeq lists its product as uncharacterized. The record is from RefSeq and is a predicted model, not a curated record. The coding region runs from base 1 to 861 and encodes 286 amino acids. The transcript is spliced from 2 exons. Lineage: Eukaryota; Fungi; Ascomycota; Dothideomycetes; Pleosporales; Didymosphaeriaceae.